Podarcis raffonei (Aeolian wall lizard) is the source of this 4471-nucleotide messenger RNA. It is a transcript of the gene SATB1, whose product is annotated as SATB homeobox 1. Gene Ontology annotation, biological process: regulation of transcription by RNA polymerase II; chromatin remodeling. The transcript is spliced from 14 exons. Gene Ontology annotation, molecular function: RNA polymerase II cis-regulatory region sequence-specific DNA binding; DNA-binding transcription factor activity, RNA polymerase II-specific. The record is from RefSeq and is a predicted model, not a curated record. The coding region runs from base 750 to 3239 and encodes 829 amino acids. Lineage: Eukaryota; Metazoa; Chordata; Lepidosauria; Squamata; Lacertidae.
CCCCCCUCCCGUCCCAGUUUACUCCACCGCCGCCGCCGCCACCUCCUCCUCCUCCUGCUUGUCUCUGUGUGUCUCUCUCUCCCUCCCAGGACGCGUCGGAUGAUCCGGGGCCGCCGGGGAAGAGCUCCAGGCAGCAGCAGGGAGGCUACGUCCUCCUCCUGUCUUGGGCUGUAUACAUAUUUUAAAAAAAAGAAAGGGGGAAAAAGCCGGUGGCCCUCGGUGUUAUUUUGUAUUAAAAUGAGGAGGAGGAGAAGGAGGAAGAAGCGGCGGCGGCGGCAGCAGGAGCAGAAAGCAAUAGAGGAAGGAGCAGGAGAAGGGACGGCGGCGGCGGCGGCAGCAGCAGGAGCAGGAGGAGGAGUGAUGAGUCAACUAAUAAUUUAAUGGGGACAGAGAGAGAGAGGGAGAGCGCGAGCGAGCGAGAGGGAGAGCGAGCGAGCAAGCAAGCAACGAACGUCCGGGGGACACACACUCACACACACACACGCAAACACGCAGACACACCACCCUGUAACAUCCAGCAACAACCACCAAACCGGCCUAAAUAACCAUAAUAGCCAGCCGAGGGACAACAAGAAUUUUGAAAGCUCACAGGAUUUAUUUUGUUAUUACUAUUUGGGGACUUAGGAAACAUCAGACUUGAGCUUCUUCCUCCUCUUCAAGAGAUCGGUGUGCAAAGGAAAUCUCCUUUGUUUCCAUUAUUUAUAUGCUGUCAAGUUUUGAAGUGGUGAUCUUUAGAGGCGGGACUGAGUAUGGAUCAUUUGAACGAGACAACUCAGGGGAAAGAACAUUCAGAAAUGUCUAACAAUGUAAGCGAUCCGAAGGGUCCACCAGCCAAAAUUGCCCGCUUGGAGCAGAAUGGGAGCCCGUUAGGAAGAGGAAGACUUGGAAGUACAGGAACUAAAAUGCAAGGAGUGCCUUUAAAACACUCUGGACAUCUGAUGAAAACACAUGCUAGAAAAGGAACCAUGCUUCCGGUUUUCUGUGUAGUGGAACAUUAUGAAAACUCCAUUGAGUAUGAUUGCAAAGAAGAGCAUGCAGAAUUUGUUUUGGUAAGGAAGGACAUGCUAUUCAACCAGCUGAUUGAAAUGGCAUUGCUGUCGCUUGGAUAUUCUCAUAGCUCUGCUGCUCAAGCAAAAGGACUAAUCCAGGUUGGGAAAUGGAACCCAGUUCCUCUCUCCUAUGUGACAGAUGCCCCUGAUGCUACAGUAGCUGACAUGCUGCAGGAUGUUUAUCACGUGGUCACACUGAAAAUCCAGUUGCACAGUUGCCCUAAACUAGAAGACUUGCCUCCUGAACAAUGGUCUCACACAACAGUAAGAAAUGCUCUGAAGGACUUACUGAAGGAUAUGAACCAGAGUUCAUUGGCCAAGGAAUGUCCCCUUUCACAGAGUAUGAUUUCUUCCAUUGUGAACAGCACUUACUAUGCAAAUGUCUCGGCAGCAAAAUGUCAGGAAUUUGGGAGGUGGUAUAAACAUUUCAAGAAGGCAAAAGAUAUGAUGGCUGAAAUGGAUAGCCUUUCUGAACUAUCCCAACAAGGUGCCAACCACGUCAACUUUGGACACCAACCAGUCCCAGGGAACACAGCUGAACAGCCUCCAUCCCCUGUUCAGCUUUCUCAUAGCAGUCAACCACCUGUUCGGACCCCACUUCCAAACCUGCAUCCUGGACUUGUAUCUACUCCCAUUAGUCCUCAGUUGGUAAAUCAGCAACUGGUGAUGGCCCAACUGUUAAACCAGCAGUAUGCAGUGAACAGACUUCUAGCCCAACAGUCCUUAAACCAACAGUACUUGAACCAUCCUCCUCCGGUCAGCAGAUCCAUGAACAAGCCGUUGGAGCAGCAGGUCUCAACUAACACAGAGGUGUCUUCCGAAAUCUACCAGUGGGUGCGUGAUGAAUUGAAACGAGCAGGAAUCUCGCAGGCAGUUUUUGCACGUGUGGCAUUUAACAGAACUCAGUGGAAAAGCAAUUGGCAUGUUGUGGAAAAAAAGCAAUGCAGGAAAGAAGUUACAAACUAUAUGCUGAAAUUUGUUUGCAGUAGGAAUCCAGCUACAAUCAGUACAACUAAGGGCUUGCUCUCAGAAAUCCUGCGAAAGGAAGAAGACCCCAAGACCGCGUCACAAUCUUUACUGGUAAACCUUCGGGCUAUGCAGAAUUUCUUGCAGCUGCCGGAAGCAGAAAGAGAUCGAAUAUACCAGGAUGAAAGGGAAAGAAGUUUGAAUGCAGCUUCUGCAAUGGGCCCCACACCUCUUAUAAGCACACCGCCCAGCCGACCAACACAAGUAAAAACUACAGCUAUUGCAACAGAAAGGAAUGGAAAACCAGAAAACAAUACUAUGAACAUUAAUGCUUCCAUUUAUGAUGAGAUUCAGCAGGAAAUGAAGAGAGCUAAAGUGUCUCAAGCAUUAUUUGCAAAGGUUGCAGCAACUAAAAGCCAGGGAUGGCUCUGUGAACUCUUGCGCUGGAAAGAAGAUCCUUCACCUGAGAAUAGAACCCUGUGGGAGAAUCUGUCAAUGAUCCGGAGAUUCCUCAGUCUUCCUCAGCCUGAAAGAGAUGCCAUUUAUGAACAAGAAAGCAAUGCAGUUCAUCACCAUGGCGACAGGCCUUCCCACAUUAUCCAUGUUCCAGCAGAGCAGAUUCAGAGCCCCUCUCCCACCAACCUUGGGAAAGGAGAGCAUAGAGGCGCUUUCUUACCUGGCCUGCUGACCACUGGACCUUGGCUGGGUGCUGCUCCCCAGCAGCAGCAGCAACAACAACAACAGCAACAGCAGCAACAGCAGCAGCAGCAGCAGCAACAGCCACCACCACCAGGCCCCAGAUUACCCCCAAGGCAGCCAACAGUAGCAUCACCAGCUGAAUCUGAGGAUGAAAAUCGUCAGAAGACCCGCCCACGAACAAAGAUUUCCGUGGAAGCCCUGGGCAUCCUUCAGAGUUUUAUACAAGAUGUAGGCCUAUAUCCAGAUGAAGAAGCAAUCCAGACUCUUUCAGCUCAACUUGAUCUUCCCAAAUACACCAUCAUCAAAUUCUUUCAGAACCAGCGAUAUUAUGUCAAGCACCAUGGAAAGCUGAAAGACAACUCAGGCUUGGAGGUGGAUGUUGCAGAAUAUAAGGAAGAAGAGCUGCUUAAGGAUUUGGAAGAGGCUGCACAAGACAAAAAUACGAACACACUUUUUUCAGUUAAAUUAGAAGAAGAGUUAUCUGUAGAAGGGAAUACUGACAUUAAUAAUGAGUUGAAAGACUGAUUGAAAAAGUAUUUAUUCAACAGUGUCACUGCUAUUUACUAAUGAAAUGAAAAUUCCAUCCUGUGUUCUGUCAGCAACCUCUAUUCAUUGUUUGGCCAAUGAAUCUUCCAAAACUUGCACAAAAGUUGAAAAAGGAUAAUGCAGACUGCACUAGAUAUUUUACAAUUUGCUUCAGAGCUACAGAUGAAGCAUUGAGGAUUGUUUCAUAUUAAUUUGUGUUCACUGGGUACACCAAGGUGUAUCCGAUAAGCAUGAUAUCUGUGGGUUGUUUUUUAUUAUUAUUAUUAUUAUUCUAGAGCUUUCAGACAAGCAUUACUUUUGUGAUUUAUUGUUUUGGUUUUGGUUUAUUUUCCAAUUAUUACUGUUAACACUCCACACUUGAUCUUUGAAAGCUCACAUUUAUUUAAAUAAUAGAAGAAAAAGAAGAAGAAGAAGAAGAGUUUGUUACUCUUGCUCUAUUGUAUGUUACAAAAGAACUAUAGACUGUGGGAUGCAGUUUAAAGUUAACAUAUGCCAACAAAUGCCUUGUAUUAUAUGGCACUGCCGUAACUCAGAUUUGUUUUCUUUUCAGAAAUAAGAGGUCACUGUAUCGUUUUCAUUCUCAUUCUCAUUGUUACAUGAUUUUUUGAAAACAAAAUGUGAAAUACUGUUUUAUCCCCAUUAUUUAUUUGUAGAUCCUACAGCAUCAUGUUGUAAUUAAUUUUUAGAAGUUUCCGUUAAAUGUAAUAUUGCUUCUCUUGUUAUCAUACUGAUUUUUUUUCUAUUUAUAAAUGUAUUUUGAUGGGCAGUAAAACAAAGUGUCUUAAAAGUUUUAAAUAGAGAAAAUGUGCUUUACACAGUUGCCUAUAAAAAGUGCUCUAUGUUAUCCAAGCAAUUCAUACUAUAAGCUUCACUCUUAUUGUUGUAUGCAAUUUUUACUAUCAUGCAAAUAAGCUUAGGUAAAUAAAACUAAUAGAUCACCUUAGAAACUUAUGCAAUUAAUGUGAAAAUAAUUGAUGUUUGCAAUGUGUCUUCCUUUGGUUUACAAUCAAUUUUAAAGCUACAGCUGUAUAAAUUUUCUGUAUAAAGGUGUAUUUCUUUUUUAUGAGUUUAUUGCUAUGAAAACACCAGUUAUUUUGUUACAGCUGGCUGUUUUUAUAAGUGUAUCACAAUUUUCUUUAAGCAGAAAUGUUCUGACUAGGAGUGGUUAUUGACUGUAACUACACAAUUAAAAUUGUUUGUAUGGUAUGAUA